Chaetomium strumarium is the source of this 224-nucleotide messenger RNA. RefSeq lists its product as uncharacterized. The transcript has a single exon. The coding region runs from base 15 to 185 and encodes 56 amino acids. The record is from RefSeq and is a predicted model, not a curated record. Lineage: Eukaryota; Fungi; Ascomycota; Sordariomycetes; Sordariales; Chaetomiaceae.
UCGAAGUGCGUGCCAUGGUCACUUCAGACCCGUUCCCCAGUUUCAAGGCAUCAACCGACCAGCAGUGGUCACAGAUGCGGCGAUUCCGGCUCCUCGAGCUCCAUUCCCUCCGUCCAGACGGCCGGUGGUACUUUGUCGGCCGCGGUGGCGAGGAUCCGCACGACUCUGAACAAAGGAGGGUAUAAGAUCUCAGACAUAGAACACUACCCUCGCGAAACCGACAC